GGACUAUUUGAAAGGGAGUUUGCCCUUACAGUGCCUUUGAACCUUUUUAUCCCGAAUGCCUGUUUUUUUAUUCGACGAGCAAGACUACUUGAACGAGGAUGCACACUCUGGGUUGUCGAGCGACGAUGAAGUCGUUGAAGGGAUGGACGGCCAUAUCGACCCAUUGAGCUUUAGAAAGCUCAGUAUUUCCGAGGAAGAUUCUGCAAAAGACGUGAAAAAAAAGGAAGGUACAGUCGAGUAUAAAUUGGGCGAAGAUGGAGAUUUUAUUUCAGAUCGUAACAACAAUUAUGUGCCGAAUCAAAAAAUGCACCCCAAUGAUUUCCAUCCCAUCGCUGUCCUUGGUAGAGGAUCCUACGGUAAAGUUCUUUUAGUGAAGCAAGAACAAACGGGUCGCUUGUUUGCCCAGAAGCAGUUGAAGAAAGCCAGUAUAAGGCUUCGAGCAAAAGGGCUUCAGCAAACAAAAAAUGAACGCCAAAUUUUAGAGGAAGUACGGCAUCCAUUUAUUUGCCGAUUGUAUUAUGCCUUCCAAGAUUUGGAUCGUCUCUACUUGAUUCUCCAAUACGCACCAGGAGGAGAGCUAUUUGCUCAUUUGGCUGAGCGGAGAAUGUUGCCUGAGGAUGCCGUUGCUUAUUAUACUGCAGAACUCACCUCGGCUCUGAUCCACCUGCAUAAGCUUGGUAUAGUAUACCGAGACCUGAAACCCGAAAAUUGCCUUUUAGAUGCGGAAGGCCAUGUCAUGUUAACUGACUUUGGUCUUUCCAAAGUUGCAGAACCAGGUGCGAAUUGCCAUUCUUUUGUUGGGACGGAGGAAUACUGUGCUCCUGAAAUUUUGCUUGAACAACCUUACGACUAUGGUGUUGAUUGGUGGUCAAUGGGUAUUUUAAUUUAUGACUUGCUUGUUGGCUCCCCACCCUUUACUGCAAAUAACCAUAAAAAAAUAAUGGAGAAAAUAGUUCGUACAAAGGCAAAUAUACCCUUCUACGUCUCCCCUGACGCACGUGAUUUGAUCAACAAAUAUUUAAAGAAAAACCCCAAGCAACGUCUUGGUGCUAAUAAUUCCGUUGCUGACUAUGAAGCUAUCAAAAAGCAUCGAAUGUACAGAAAAAUCAACUGGGCGAAAUUAGAAAAUCGUGAGUUACCUCCCCCGAUUGUUCCUUGCAUAACAGAUCCAGCAGCUGCUGAGAAUUUUUCUGAUGAAUUCACAAAAAUGCCUAUCUCAGUCACUCCUAUUUUUUCUGACAAUCUUCCAGAUGGUAGUCAUUCCUCGGCUUUUCGAGGUUUCACUUACGUUGCUUCUCCAAAUUUCAUUAAUUUUAGCUAAUAUUCUUCAUUGUGUCUGUGUUGCUUGCGUUGUUAUUCAGACUUUUCUUUGUUUAAUGCUCGUUUGUUAUUUGAGUCCGAAUAAUACUACGGUAGCAAGUAUUCAACUUUUGUACCUGAAGUUAUGGGCUUAGGGAAUCUAUAUUUAUUAUUAAGUUGAAUUGGAAUCUGGUACUGUUUUCUUGGUGUUUUCUUUAGCUCUUCCCUUUAAAAAAGUGUUUGCCUUAUUCACAUUCUUUUACCCACAUCUAAUCAUUCUCUAUAUCGUAAAGACAGCAUUACUUUUCCUUUAUUUUUCUAAUUACUUUCUAAUACAUAUAUAUAUACUGUUAAUACUAUAGAAAAUAAAAUUGUCCUGAGGUGAAAGUGAAAAUCAAAACUAAUGUCAAG
Messenger RNA from Schizosaccharomyces cryophilus OY26, 1710 nucleotides. RefSeq names its product AGC/RSK/P70 protein kinase Psk1. Gene Ontology annotation, molecular function: ATP binding; protein serine/threonine kinase activity. The coding region runs from base 56 to 1321 and encodes 421 amino acids. The record is from RefSeq and is a predicted model, not a curated record. Gene Ontology annotation, biological process: protein phosphorylation. NCBI's taxonomy places the organism in Eukaryota, Fungi, Ascomycota, Schizosaccharomycetes, Schizosaccharomycetales, Schizosaccharomycetaceae. The transcript has a single exon.